Molecule: messenger RNA, 642 nt
Organism: Prunus armeniaca (apricot)
Lineage: Eukaryota; Viridiplantae; Streptophyta; Magnoliopsida; Rosales; Rosaceae
Source: the annotation of a GenBank genome assembly
AUGCCACUGAGGUAUUUUGAUCGUAUCUCUCUCAUUACAACUCCGAUUCAAGCCCACUACGUGUCUACGGACUCACCUUACCGUGUUAUAAGGAACAGGACUGAAAAGACUAACAAGAAGACUUCUCAAUCCACAGAUGAGAAGUUCUACUUGUGCAGGAAGUUUAUUCAAACUCAAAUCCAGUAUUUAGGAACAUGUUCAAAUCACAACCCACAGAGAAGAACCCAAUCAAGAACAGCUGCAGAUGCUUCUGCAGCAUUGAAAACCAAAUAUGCCAAGUGGGAAAAGGCUAAUCAUAUGAGUAUGUUGAUUAUGCAAAAGUCAAUGGCAUCAUCUGUGAGAGGUAGCAUUCCCAAAUUUGAGAAUGCUAAACAAUACUAUGAAGCUAUUGCACAGAGAUUCAAGGAGUCUGAGAAAGUUGUCAAAAGUACCUUACUAAAUCAGUUGAUUAAUAUGAGAUAUGAUGGACAAGGAUGUGUGAGAGCUCAUAUCAUGAAUCUGAUUGACAUUGGAACUAAGUUGCAGGAUUUGGAAUUGAAUGUAGAUGAAGAUGUGAUGGUUCAUCUUGCUUUGAAUUCGCUAGCAAAGGAGUUUAAGUCUCUCGAAGAUACCUACACUGCUCAAAGGAAAGCUGGACAUUGA